This is a messenger RNA of Penicillium waksmanii, 714 nucleotides long. RefSeq names its product Fe-binding Fe/S cluster assembly protein ISA1 (gene isa1). Gene Ontology annotation, biological process: iron-sulfur cluster assembly. Bases 1 to 714 code for a protein of 237 amino acids. The record is from RefSeq and is a predicted model, not a curated record. NCBI's taxonomy places the organism in Eukaryota, Fungi, Ascomycota, Eurotiomycetes, Eurotiales, Aspergillaceae. Gene Ontology annotation, cellular component: mitochondrion; cytoplasm. The transcript has 2 exons. Gene Ontology annotation, molecular function: 2 iron, 2 sulfur cluster binding.
AUGAGUUUUUGCACCAACAUGCAGCGCCCAGUGACAUCAUCCGCCACUCUCCUCCGAUGGCUCAAGCCCUCGGGCCAGCGCUGCAACGCUCUGCGCUCUUUCUCUUCCUAUGGAAAUGUCCACCAGUCCUCUAAGCGCGACAUGCAAACCGCCACAGCCUAUCGCCCACACACUCUACCUUCAUCUUUCCCGAUGCCUCGGAGCACAGGCGGUCCAGCCGAGGGCUCAAUCUCAGCAGACUUUGCCUUCCCAUCAGAAUCCGCCCAGAAGUCUUCUCAAUCAGAACACUCUCGAACAAACCUGCGAGAGACCGAGGCUCAGAAGCCCAAGCCAGCCACCACCGCCCCUCCGAAGACUUCCCCGAAACCCCGCCGACCACUCCGUGCCCGCAAGGCCGCCAUGAAGUUAACCCCCAUCGCUACAGAGCAGCUUCGCAAGUUGAUGGCGCAGCCGGAACCAAAGUUCAUUCGAGUGGGUGUGAAGAACCGCGGUUGCUCCGGUCUCGCCUAUCACCUGGAGUACGUGGAGAAGCCGGGAAAGUUCGACGAAAUCGUGGAACAAGACGGUGUGAAGGUUUUGAUCGAUAGCAAGGCUCUAUUCAGUAUCAUUGGCAGUGAAAUGGACUGGCAAGAAGAUAAAUUGAGCAGGAGAUUCGUUUUCCGCAACCCCAACAUCAAGGAGGAAUGCGGCUGCGGAGAAUCCUUCAUGGUUUAA